AUGGAGCCUCAGUCCAGGGGCCCCCAGCUUGGGGGCUGCAUGCGCUCUUUGGGGGCCCCCCUGCUGCUGCUGCUGCUGCUGCUGCUCAGCUUCGCCGCCCCCUCGGGCAGCUCCGUGGCCCAGGCCAGCCGCCCCGUGCGCCCCUACUCGUUCUUAGCUGCAGCAGCAGCAGCAGGAGCAGCAGCAGCAGCAGCAGCAGCAGCAGAAGAAGAAAAACAAGAAGCAGAAGGGGACAGAGACGGCUCCUCUGAGGUCGCUGAACCGCCUCCCAGCAGCAGCGACAGCAGCAGCAGCAGCAGCAGCAGCAGCAGCGAUGCCAAGGAGGAGGGGGCCCCUAAAGCUGCAGCAGCCAACACAGCAGCAGAAGGAGAGGGGCCCCCAAAGGGCCCCUCUGGCGGGGGCCCCGAGGGAGGCAGUGAGGGUCCUUCAGCCCCAGAAGAGGCAUCAAAGUCAAGCCAAGAAGAGGCCCCCAAGGGGCCCCCAGAGGGGCCCCCAGAGGGGGCCCCCGAGGGGCCCCCUGGCCCCAAGGGGGGCCCCACAGAGUCUGCCCCCGCGGCGCCGCCCAAAGCGCAGGGGGGCCCCCGGGGGGCCCCCGGGGGGCCCCGCGGGGGGCCCCCCUCCCUGGGCCCUGGGGACCUGAAAGACCUCGGGCUGGGGCCCCUGGGGGCUGAAGCAGCAGCAGCAGCAGCAGCAGCACCAGAUCCUCAAGAAGAGGACUUGAUGAGUUCCGCGCUGCAGCUGGGGAAGCUGGUGCGGCUGCUGGAGCGGGGGCCCCUCCCGAAGGGCCCCGAGCCAGGGGGCCCCCAGGGGGCCCCCGGGGGGCCCCCCGGGGGGGCCCCCGGGGGGGCCCCCGGGGGGGCCCCCGGGGGGGCCCCCGGGGGGGCCCCCUGGGGGGCCCCCGAGGGGGGCCCCGAGGGGGCCCCCCAAGACGAAGACGCAGCACUGCUGGCGCUGCUGCCGGGGGCCCCGAAGGCGCUGAGGGGGCUGCUGGGCCUGGAAGAAGAGGGCAUAGUGGGUACUUAUUUGCUGCUGCUGUGGCAGCAGCACAAAAGACUGGGAGUUUCGCUGCAGGAAGCAAUGGAGAGUUUUGUUGCAGGAGUGGAGAAGGAGCGGCAGCGUGCUGCUGGGUUGGGCGCAGCGCUGGCGGUGCUGCGGGCGCGGGAGCAGCAAGCAGCAGCAGCAGCAGCAGCAGCAGCAGCAGCAGCAACGGGCGCGGAGGAGGCGCAGCAGCAGCAAGCAGCAGCCGCCGCGAAGGCCGAGCUGCUGCUGCUGAAGCAGCAGCACAAACGCGUGGGGAAGCAGCGCAGCCGCAUGCAGCAAAUGAUGCAAAGGGGGGCCCAAAAGCCCCAAAAACUUGUCCAGUUUAUUGAAGAAAUGUGGGGCCCCAUUGAUGCUGCUGCUGCACUAAGUCCAGCAAAAGGCAGCAGCUUUUUGGAGGCUUUGCUGCUGCUGGCGCGGGACCUGGGGGCCCUCUCGAGGGCCUCGGGGGCCCUGCGGCUGGUGCUGCAGCACUUGGCAGCAGAAGCGGCGGGGGCCUCGCUGCAGCAGCAGCAGCACGAGGCGCAGCAGCAGGCCCAGCUAGCAGCAAUUCUUGACCCCGAGGGGGGCCCCCUUGCUGCUCUUUCGUACCCUUCUCUUGCCAAGCUCGCGCUGCUUCGGCCCGAGGCCCUCAGAGACGCAGACGAGGACUACAUGGCCGAGCUGCCUCAGCAGCAGCAGCAGCAGCAGCAGCAGCAGCAGCAGCAGCAAGCGCCGGCCGCGCGCGCGCCGCGCCGCGCCAGCCGCGCCCCCAGCAGCAGCAGCAGCAGCAGCAGCAGCAGCAGCAGCAGCAGUCCUAUUAGGGCCCACGGGCUGCUGCCCCCCGCAGCCGUUCUCUCGGGCCUGGACCCCGCGGGCCUCGGCGAACAGCCUGGGGGGCCCCUGGGGGCCCCCGGAGGGUACUACUGGCAGCUGCCUGUGAACCAAACUUUGCUGCCUUUUGCCAGGCUGCAGCAGGGGCCCCUGGGGCCCCUCCCCCACCCCCUAGUGGACCCAGAAGACCUCCUGAGUCCCCUAGAGGGGGGCCCCCUGGGGUCUUUCCUGGAACUCAAGGCUGAGGCCCACCCCCAGGGGGGGGCCCCCCCAAGCGGGGGGCCCCCCGCGGGGGCCCCGGGGGCCCCGGGGGCCCCAGGGGCCCCGGGGGGCCCCCAGCUAGGGGGCCCCCGGGAAAGUCCUGUUCGGCAGCACUACCAGCUGGGCAGCAGCGGGGAAAGUUCUUUCGUGACUUUAAAGGACAGCAGCAACGAAGAAGAAGGAGAAGAAGCAGAAGAAGCAGAAGAAGCAGCAGCAGCAGCAGCAGCAGCAAAGAAAGAACCCGCUGCUGCUGCAGCAAAAAGCGAGGAAGCAAAAUCCGAAGCAGAAACAGAAAAAGAAACCGAAAUCAGCCAAACAGAACCCAAAGGGGCCCCCAAGGAGGGCCCCCAGGGGGGCCCCGAGGGGGGCCCCAAGGAGGGGCCCCCCGGGGGCCCCAAGGAGGGCCCCUCCGGGGGCCCCCCGGGGGGCCCCAAGGAGGGGCCCCCCGGGGGCCCCCCGGAGGGGCCCCUGGGGGGCCCCCCCAAGGGGCCCCAGGAGGCAGAGGGGCCCCAAAAUGCCCCGACUGUGGUAAUGCUGCCAGAGCUGGAAACAGAUGCAUGCGAAAAUGUUAAAGACCCCGUGGCUUGCAUGCAAAAGCCGGAAUGUUUUCAAGAUUUCAUUUAUGGAGUUUGUUUCUUUAAUUGCACUGCUGUAGAGACACCCGAGGAGUGCAACAAACACGCCUUCUGCAGGUUCGAGACACAGGUGCCCCAGAACGCAUGCGUCAACGAAGGGUACCAAUCAGCGGACGCAGUGGCGCAGCGAUUCGAAGGCAUUAUUCGCGGCUGCGAACAUUUCACAAAGAAGUCCACUUGCGACUGGAUGCAUGCGCAUGCACUGCAGCAGCAGCAGGAGCAGCAAAAGAAGCACCCCCAGGGGCCCCCCGGGGGGCCCCCCGGAGGGGCCCCCGGGGGGCCCCCCGGGGGGGCCCCCGGGGGGGCCCCAGGGGGGGCCCCCGGGGGGGCCCCCGGGGGGCCCCCAGGGGGCCCCCUGCCGGGUACUGCGCACCUGGGGCCCUCGCCGUACAGGUGUCAGUGGAUGGAGGGGCCCCUGGACCCUUCGAAUAAAACAGAAGUGGCAGCAGUUGGAGGGGCAAGUGUUUGUGGAAAUGCUUUGGAUGCUCCUUCUGCAGAAAGGCUUUUGUGGGGCACAGUGGUGGCGGAGAAGGAGAAGCGACUGCGAGGCAAGUGCAGCAGCAGCAGCAGCAGCAGCAGCAGCAGCAGCAGCAGCAGCAGCAGCAGCGAGCUGAAGGAGAAGGAGCACGUGGAGCGCGGCGACGUCUGCGUCCGGCCCGACGACAACUUGGCUGUGCUGCAGCCCGAGCAGCCCUUCUACAGCGUCGGAGCUGUUGUUCAGUUCUCGUGCGUGCCUGGAGCUGUGCUGCUGGGAGUGAGCGAAGCAAUAGAGUGCAAAGAAGACGGCAGCUUCGAACCUGCUUUGAGCUGCGUCGAAGCAGCAGAUCUUUCGGAGGCGCAGCUGCGCCAUUUGCGCCGCGAAGCCAAAGUGCUUUCUGCUGCUGCAGCAGCAGCAGCAGCAGCAACUCCUUUCUCCGGUCAGUUUUAG
Messenger RNA from Eimeria necatrix, 3675 nucleotides. Its product is annotated as sushi domain-containing protein / SCR repeat-containing protein, putative. Gene Ontology annotation, cellular component: nucleus. Gene Ontology annotation, molecular function: sequence-specific DNA binding. The transcript is spliced from 4 exons. Lineage: Eukaryota; Apicomplexa; Conoidasida; Eucoccidiorida; Eimeriidae. Gene Ontology annotation, biological process: regulation of mRNA processing; regulation of transcription by RNA polymerase II. The record is from RefSeq and is a predicted model, not a curated record. Bases 1 to 3675 code for a protein of 1224 amino acids.